Molecule: messenger RNA, 1800 nt
Organism: Paramisgurnus dabryanus
Lineage: Eukaryota; Metazoa; Chordata; Actinopteri; Cypriniformes; Cobitidae
Gene: bpnt1
Product: bisphosphate nucleotidase 1
Biological process (GO): phosphatidylinositol phosphate biosynthetic process
Molecular function (GO): 3'(2'),5'-bisphosphate nucleotidase activity
Source: RefSeq, a predicted model, not a curated record
CAAAGAAGAAGAAGAAGAAGAAGAAGAAGAAGAAGAAGAAGAGUACUGCAAACUGGCUGGAUAGGCUGUUUUAUCUGGGAACGUAUUUCUUCCGCUAUUAAACGCGAACUUCGGACUUUGGGUCGUUUCAUUGGCGUGGAGGGGUAAACACAUAAUAGAAGAUGGCAAGCAGCCCUACAGUGCUGAUGCGGUUGGUGGCUUCAGCCUAUGCUGUUGCAGAAAAGUCUGCCGAUAUUGUCAGAAAAGUGCUUUACAGUGGAGAGCUUAAGAUCAUUGAGAAGACAGGAGCCAAUGAUCUACAGACACUGGCUGACAGGCUUGUUCAGAAAAGUAUAUGUGCAUCCCUAUCAAAAAGCUUUCCGAAGCUUACUAUCAUCGGUGAGGAGGAUUUACCAGCUGAGCCUGUUGAUGACGACCUAAUAGAGAGUGGGCAGAACAGUGCAAUCCUACAAAAGUCGUGUCCUGAUCAGUAUACCAGCCUGAAGGAGGAAGAGCUCGUUGUAUGGGUGGACCCUCUUGAUGGAACUAAAGAAUAUACUGAAGGACUUCUGGAUCAUGUGACAGUGCUGAUAGGCAUAGCUUAUAAAGGGACAGCCAUCGCGGGAGUCAUCAAUCAACCCUUCUUUAACUACCAGAUGGGGGCUGGUGCUGUUUUGGGCCGAACGUUAUGGGGAGUGUUGGGAUUGGGUGCAUUUGGAUUCCAACUCCAGGAAGUCCCAGAUGGGAAAAGAAUCAUCACUACGACACGAUCACAUAGCAAUAAAUUAGUGACCUCUGCAGUCCAGGCCAUGGAUCCUCAUGAUGUCAUUAAAGUGGGUGGAGCUGGGAAUAAGAUCAUCCAGUUAGUAGAAGGAAAGGCCUCUGCAUAUGUUUUUGCCAGUCUGGGCUGUAAGAAGUGGGACACAUGUGCACCUGAGGCAAUUCUGCAUGCAGUUGGAGGCAAACUAACAGACAUGCAUGGUAAUGCAUAUAGAUAUGAUGCAGAUGUGAAGCACAUGAACUCUGCUGGUGUGCUGGCAACACUACGAGAUCAUCAGUAUUAUUUAAGCAGAGUACCCCAGGAUGUCCUUCAAGCUCUUCCUUCAGACUAGAGUAAUGAAGCUUUGUGCCUGGUCCUUAUCAUAAAUCUUAAUUCAACAUGGGUGAAAAAUAAAGAAUGACAUAUACUUUUAUUACAGUAAAUUAAUACUUUUUCUCAGAAAAAAAAACACUUUUAGCACAUUUAAAAUUCUGUAACAGUAAUUGGCUGAAGAGAGUCAAUCCCGUUAAAUUGCACAUAGCGAACUUGCAAUCUCUCCACAUUUAGUGCCAGCAAAUUUCUGUAUACUUCAAUAGCUGGGGUUGGCACUUGUCCUGUAGUAAUACAAGUCAGAAGAAAUAGCAAAAAGGCACAAAAUCACUGGACAGAAAAUGAUGCACAGGUUCUGUGUGUGAUUGUGCUUUAAUGUUUCUCUAUCGUCGGAGAUCAUGUGCAUUUGACGCAAUAUAGUUUGACACAUGAUCAGUAAUCUGUACAGAUUUCAGUUGCUCACGUGGCAGGAAACGGUCUUGGCCCUGCAGAGAUAACUAAAGUCAAUUUGAUGCUUAAUUAGACAAAUCGAUUAAUAUAAUGUUCCAUGUGUUGUUGAACUAUAUUGUGGUAAAACAGAUAAUUAUGAUUUAGAUAUGGUUAGAUGGGUAAAUAAUAAAGUUUUUAAUGAAGAUUUUUUGUAUAAAUGUAUACAUUUGGGGGGCUUUUGCUAAAAUUGCAUGCCUCUACUGUAAAUUUAACAAUAAAAUGUUAAGAUUCUGUUCAUAUAA